AAGCUCCGACGACAUUUCAAGAUCCAGAAUCCCAAUUGACCAUCGACGAUAGCCUCAUUCGCCCAUUACAGACCCCAAUUGUCGUCACAAUGGCCGGAGACUCAGCACCAAGGGAAGCGACCCGCGAGGAGAUGCGGGAGGCGAAGCUCCCCCUCCCCUACCGCGACAGCUGCGCCGGCCUCCUCAUCCCCCUCAACCGCUGCCGUGUCGACACUUGGUAUCUUCCGUGGAAGUGCAAUGACGAGCGCCACAGCUACGAGAAGUGCCAAUACGACGAGUUCAAGAAGCGUGUCGCCAAGAUGAACGAGCUCCGCGCGGAGAAGGGAACGAGAAGCAACUAGAGUGGCGGCAACGGGACGAGACGAACGAAACGAGCCUGGGACGGCGAGCGUCUGUGUAUAUAACCUGUUAUUUGAGGAUCAGGGGGCCAGAAAAGGGCAGCAAGGGAUUGAUCUUGCCGCGAGGGUCAUAGAUCGAGCCGAAUUCACGUCUUUUGCGAUUCCAUUAUGGCCCGGUGAUGAGGAAAGUUUGCUGCGGUACCAGGGAUCGACAUGGCGAAGAGCGCUGCAUCUGCGAGGAGAACGCAUUACGAGGAGUCAGUGUCUUGAAGUGUGGAAGUGGGAGGGACAAUUGCGGUCAUGCGCCCUGGCAGUAGGAGAAUGACGUGACAGAGUUACAGACGAAUAAUCCACGAGAGCUCGUGGGCAUGGGUUACUCUGAAGACAAAGCUAAACAACUGGUCAUUCAAACCCAGAUUGCCGGCCAGAAAAACGACAGGAUGUUAGGACUAAGACUUUG
Colletotrichum scovillei is the source of this 798-nucleotide messenger RNA. RefSeq names its product NADH-ubiquinone oxidoreductase B18 subunit. The transcript is spliced from 3 exons. NCBI's taxonomy places the organism in Eukaryota, Fungi, Ascomycota, Sordariomycetes, Glomerellales, Glomerellaceae. The coding region runs from base 90 to 341 and encodes 83 amino acids. Gene Ontology annotation, cellular component: mitochondrion. The record is from RefSeq and is a predicted model, not a curated record.